UAGUUGCUAUCCUCUGGCAGAUACAGAGCGACCUGUGAGCGACCUUUUGCAUAUAUGACCUUUUGUGUUUGUAAAAAACUGAGAUGUCUGCAAUUGUGAAAGUUGAAAUAAAUCAAGAGGAAGAAUUAAAUCAAUUCAUUGAGGAGAAUGUUUUUCUUAACAAUGAUGUUUCUGAAACAAUAAAACUGGAACUUGGGGCGACGAAUUCUUCUGUGAGACGUAAUUGCGAAGAGGAAAGGAAAGCACAGCAGGAAAAUGAAUUUCUUGGUUUCAUUGAAGAUUUCCCAAAUACUAAUCUACCGCAAAUUUCAAUAGGUUUAAGUUGUAUCCAGUGUGGUUACACAACCGAUAGUGAACCCCUCUUGAAACGACAUCUAAUAUCACACAAAACCGCAAAGGAUUUCAAAUGUAAUCAGUGUGAAUACACAACCAAUUCUAAAUCCUACUUGGGACAGCAUCUCCUGACACACCAGGUUUUCAAGCAUUUGAAAUGUGUUCAUUGUGAUUACGCAACCAAUAAUAAAGGCCGCCUUAGAGAUCAUCUCAUGACGCACAAGAUUUUCAAGGAUUUAAAAUGUACACAGUGUGAUUAUGCAACUAACAGUAACCGCAAUUUGAGAAUUCAUCUGCUAAUACACGAGUCUUCCAACCAUUUUAAAUGUGCCCAGUGUGAUUUUGCGUCCACUUACAAAUCUAAUUUGAAACAACAUCUGUUAUCACACAAUCCUAUAAAGUAUUUAAAAUGUGCACAGUGCGAUUACUCGACCAAUUCCACAGCCACCUUUAAAAUCCAUCGGCUAAUACACAGCCCUGUGAAGGAUUUGAAAUGCAAUGUGUGUGAUUACUUGACUAAUAAUAAAUACUAUUUAAGAAGGCAUUUGUUAACACAUAGGGCUGCUAAAGAUUUCAGAUGUGCUCAGUGUGAUUACGGAACCAAUAAUAAAUACACCUUUAAAUCACACAGCCUGAAACACCAGACUUUCAAGGACUUAAAAUGUGCACAGUGCGAUUUCGAAACCAAUAUUAAAUCCAACUUUACACAGCAUCUCCUGACACACAAGACUUUUAAGGAUUUAAAAUGCCAUCUGUGUGAUUACGUAACCAAUAAUAAACGCAACUUAAGAAGGCAUUUGCUAAGACAUAAAGGUGCUAAGGAUUUCAGAUGUGCUCAGUGUGAUUACGCAACCAAUAAUAAAUCCAACUUUAUAUCUCAUCUCCUGACCCACAAGACUUUCAAGGAUUUAAAGUGUGCUCAGUGUGAUUUCGAAACCAAUUAUAAAUCUUGUUUAAAAAAACAUCUCUUGUUACACAAGACAACGAAAAAGAGUUAAAAUGCACUCAAUGUGAAUACGCAAAACAUUAUUUUAAUAGAAAUCUGUUACACUGUAUCGAAUGUUAACAUACAUUAAACAGAAAUCGCCACUGCAUGUCAAAUUCUGUUAAGUAGAAGUUUUGUUAUGCUAUUGUGAGGUUUAUGGUUCAUAAACUACCAAAAUUUUCACUUUAAUUGAAUAUGCUUCGCUAAAGUGUUACUCUAAUUCAAUUUCGUGCAGAAGUUUAAAAGUUAAAAUUGAUUUGUGGUUUAGAUGUAAG
Messenger RNA from Photinus pyralis (common eastern firefly), 1593 nucleotides. Its product is annotated as zinc finger protein 708-like. Gene Ontology annotation, biological process: regulation of transcription by RNA polymerase II. Lineage: Eukaryota; Metazoa; Arthropoda; Insecta; Coleoptera; Lampyridae. The coding region runs from base 84 to 1331 and encodes 415 amino acids. The record is from RefSeq and is a predicted model, not a curated record. Gene Ontology annotation, molecular function: RNA polymerase II transcription regulatory region sequence-specific DNA binding; DNA-binding transcription factor activity, RNA polymerase II-specific. The transcript has a single exon.